AUGUUGCGAAAUUAUGUGAGCCUAAAAUCAAUCUCCAAGUCUGAUAUAAGAUCAUGUAUUUACUCUUUUUAUCUUAAGAGAGGAAGUACGAGUGGAGGUAGGGAAGAAGAAAGAGCUCCUUCAACGGCGGAGGAGUUCACAAGACAAGGUGUUGCUAGCCAAACAGUGGAGAAGGCUUUCGACGGAGCUUCUGCUGCGGCAGCUGCAAAAGUCUCCGGUGAUCCUGAUGAGGCGGAGAUGGAGGAGAAGGUGAAAGAGGUGCUUAAAGAGAAGAAAGGUUGUCACAAGAAGGGAAAUGACGAUGAUGAUGGUUUGCCUAUCAAUACGUGUAAAGGAGUAUAA
Molecule: messenger RNA, 342 nt
Organism: Capsella rubella
Lineage: Eukaryota; Viridiplantae; Streptophyta; Magnoliopsida; Brassicales; Brassicaceae
Exons: 2
Coding region: 1-342 (113 amino acids)
Source: RefSeq, a predicted model, not a curated record